CUUCGUGAGGUCGACGUCAGAUGCCGCCGUUGGUCCAUACAGAUGUCAUGGCAAAGACGUUCCCGAGCCGAAGACGUGUCCAUUCUUGCAUCCGUGCCAUAUGAGAUCAGCUUUUGUAUCUUCUUAGACGAACCUUCGCCUGGUGAUGUAGAGUCAUUUCACACAUCUCCUGCCUCUCCACGGGACCAAUAUCAGAGCAACAACAAGGGUCUCGUUGCCACACUGACGUCUGACCCUGAGUGAGCGGUACUUCUUCUACCCUCGCCAACAACCUCGCCGUGGCUUGAAAUUCAACGCACUCCCUCGAUCUUGUCACUAACAAACCUACUCCCUACACAAACUAACACUGCACAAGUAUCCUGCCGACGACAAAAUGGGCGACCCCUCGGGCGAAAUGCCAAUGCCAUUGAGACAUCGGAGACACAGCACUCAGGUGCAACGUGACUUCGUAUCCCAAGUACCUGAAUAUCAUCGAAAACGAUCGCUCAGCUUCGCGCAACCGAAACCGGAUGGCCUCGAUAUCGGGACAAGCUUGAGUGAAUUCUGGGUCGGCAUUGCCAUCCAAGAAGAGUCCAGCACGACGCUCAAAGUUGGUAUGGCCAUUCAUGAUGGUACAUACAGUGUCGACUUUGCAAUCCACCGCAUAUCGCUUGAUGACAAGCCGGAGAAUGGGACCGGAGCGGAUUGGGUAACUGAUCAUAUCAUUGCAGAACUACACAAGUAUAGGAAGGAUCAUCUCUGCAAACUGCUCGGUGCUGGCGUCACUCCUGACCUGCAUCACAAGGCUCCCAAUUUAUGUUCCAGGCUGUGGGCAGAGCUGGACAUCGUCCCCAUUGUAUUGGAAUCUACUCCCCUCCUACCGAACAAACAAGGUCGCAAUCAAGGACGGAUCAAUGUCGACGAAUUGGCCGACUCUUUUGCGAGAAAAUGCUUAGCGUACUUUGGACCUACGAAACAACCCCGACUAUCCAUCAGCUACCAAAACCAAGUCGAAGUGGAUCUGGCUGGCAUGAUACAGCUGGCCACAAUGGAUGAUUACGAGAAGUCUGUCAGACCUCCGACCUGGAGAGCCGUUCAAAAACACAUCAAAGAUGUCAAAGACCGAAACCUCCGGGUCGCCUUCUUCAGUGCUACUCCGCAAGGUGGAGGUGUCGCCUUGAUGCGUCACGCAUUGUUGAGGUUUCUCACUCAGCAGGGCGUGAAUGUCGAAUGGUUCGUGCCUAAACCGAGACCUGACGUCUUCCGCAUCACAAAGAACAACCACAACAUCCUGCAGGGCGCCGUUCCCCCGAGCGUCCGUACCUCUGAUGAAGCAUUGGGCAAGAUCAAAGAAUGGAUCAGGGACAACGCCGAACGCUUCUGGCUUUCUGAAGAGGGGGGACCUCUGAAAGCCCCUGCCCAGGGUGGUGCCGAUGUCAUUAUCAUCGAUGACCCCCAGAUGCCAGAGCUCAUUCCAAUCGCCAAGAAAGAAGCUCCUGAUCGCCCGAUCAUCUUUCGGUGCCACAUCGAGGUUCGGGAUGAUCUUGUUCUAAAGGACGGUAGUGCUGCCCAACAUAUCUGGCAGAACAUGUGGUCAAGCAUCAAGCAAGCCGAUGUCUUCCUCAGUCAUCCAGUACGAUCAUUUGUGCCCCCUGAUGUGAGGAAGGAAACAUUGGGUUGGCUCCCGGCUACAACAGACUGGCUCGAUGGCUUGAACAAAUCCAUGGACAACUGGGAUCUGUCAUACUACAUGCACGUCCUCCGACAGACUUGUCAAGCCCAGGGACUUCCCCAAUUACAAUAUCCGAACCGCGGGUUCUUCACCCAAAUUGCCAGAUUCGACCCGUCAAAGGGCAUCCCCGAUGUCAUCGAGAGCUAUGCCAGAUUCCGCGAGUUGAUGGCCGAUGAACCAAAGAGGAAUACUCACCAACUGGUGAUCUGCGGUCAUGGCUCUAUCGACGAUCCCGACGGAAGCAUGAUUUACGAUCAGACCAUGGACGCUAUCCAUACACAUCAUCCUGACCUGGCCGAUGAUAUUGUGGUCAUCCGCCUCGGGCCCAGCGACCAAAUGCUGAAUGCCGUCAUGUCGCUUUGCACGGUGGCUCUGCAACUUUCUACAAGAGAGGGCUUCGAGGUCAAGGUUUCCGAAGCGCUACAUAAGGGGAAACCCAUGAUCGCAACCCUCGCAGGGGGCAUUCCUCUACAGGUGGAACACGGCAAGAGUGGCUUCCUCGUCGAAAGGGGCGACCACGAAGCUGUUGCCAAGUACCUCUACAAUCUCGUCAUGGACGGCGAUCUCUACGACACCAUGAGCGAGUACGCCAGAACCCACGUCAGCGAUGAGGUGCAUACGGUCGGCAAUGCCUUGAGCUGGAUGUAUCUUGCGUCGUCGGUGUCUAGUGGCCAACCACUGAAACCGAACGAGAGGUGGAUCAACGACCUAGCUCGUGAAGCAGCUGGUGAGCCAUAUCAGGACGACGAACCACGUCUUCCUCGACAUCUCUCGACGUAGGGGAUUUCUUUACUAAAAAGGAGUUGUUGUGGGACAUAUUGGACCAGGGCCGACAUGCCUUGUAACGUUACUGAUCGUACAUCACUUUUCUGCGUGUGUGGGUAUCCCAAGGAUCGGGUAUAUCGAAUCAGUGGGACAUUGAUUUUAGUAGUGCGUUCAAUUGAAAGAGAGACUUGAUUCAAAGAUCCCUAAAAGCAGUGACCGUUUUUUGGGAAUGCAAGAGGCUGACUUCACAUGGGAGCAUGGACCGAAAGAGAGGCGAUCACGUGCGCUGUCGUUUCGGCAUGAUUUAACCCGAUGUGUCUUUUCCGAUUUACUAAUAAUCGUAUUGUAUCUCCAUACAUGUUUCAACUCCAG
Molecule: messenger RNA, 2848 nt
Organism: Exophiala oligosperma
Lineage: Eukaryota; Fungi; Ascomycota; Eurotiomycetes; Chaetothyriales; Herpotrichiellaceae
Exons: 6
Coding region: 374-2491 (705 amino acids)
Molecular function (GO): glycosyltransferase activity
Source: RefSeq, a predicted model, not a curated record